AUGCGGCGCAACUUUUUUAACAUCUACGAGGAGGUCAGCGAUGGAGACAAUCCGUCGGCCACGGGCCAGAGCGCGACGGUCGCACGAGGCGAGCCGGCGACGUCGCAAACCCGAGCAUACGAUAAGAGUUUGCAGCCGUCAGCGACUACGGCGGCGGCGGGUCUGUGCGGGUACCCCGCCACAUCGACCCCCACACCUACCACCUCUCUCAUUCGCUCGCAGGAUGCCGUCAGGGGAUCAGCGUAUUCCGGGCACGCCGCAAGGCCGUGGCCGCACACACCCACCACAACACUUAAGCACAGUGGUGUGGAAGCCGAGUCCAACGCGGCCCCAUCUCGUGGCGGGGGGGUGGUGAACCGGACCUUGUUCGCUUCGCCGCCCAGGAUGCGUCCUUCUCAAACUGCCGGCUCGCCUUCUAACCUUAUCCCUGCCACGCCCUUGCUAGCACCAUCACCGCAGGUACAAGAACGUGGUCCGGGCGGAGGGGGUGUUUUGCCGGGCAUGAUUCCCACGCCCUUUCUGGCCACGUGCGAGGACACACAACCCAGUGUCCGUGGAGCGGAACACGAAGACGGCGGCGAUGGUCGUGGAGCCGACGUCGCCGCGCGGGCGAUGGAGCAAAUUAAGCUGCUUUGGGCGGAGAUUCAGGCGGCUCGUGGGACAGUGGGUCCAUCGACUGCGGCACAUGGGAGCACGCCGAACUACACCCUUCCCGAAGACCUGCAUGCCGCUCUCGCGGGAAUGGAGGUCGUUGCGGCGGAUGAGUCGGGCAAAGGAGGCGGAGCCGAUACGCGAGCCGUGGCAGCACAGCCGCCGGUGUGGAGGACGAACUCCAGGCCGGUGGAUGCACCCCAACAGAGUGGGGCGCGGAGGGACGCAUCCGCGGCAACGCAGGCACCAAAACGGGCCGGCCGAGCUGUGCCAGAGUUAGCCCCGGUGGCAGAGGCAUUUGCGCGGCCACACCGCGGAUUCGCCAUGAACCGACUGUCGGGCGCUGGGAGGCUGGCGGUCGUGGGGAACUACGGGGCUCCACGGGUGGGCGGCGUUGACGUCGGGACAGAGACGGGGAUGGCCGCGGGUGGCGUAGCGCUCGAUGAUGUUGCGUGGGAUCGUCACGCGCCUGGCACGCAUGGAAGGGGGUUGAAGCGUGAGCGGCCGAAGAUGACGAUCGUCGUCGACUACAACCCAAACGAUGCCUAG
Molecule: messenger RNA, 1200 nt
Organism: Closterium sp. Yama58-4
Lineage: Eukaryota; Viridiplantae; Streptophyta; Zygnematophyceae; Desmidiales; Closteriaceae
Source: the annotation of a GenBank genome assembly